GAAUGAAACGGAGAGGGAAGUAUUUGCUUGCAUGCUGCGUUCUGCUCCUCUCGCUGCUCUCACUGGGAGAGUGGAAGGGAAAUCAGACUAGAGACUCAGCACUCUGUGCCACACCGGGAGUGCCUUUAGGAGAGUGAGGGAGAGAGAGAGAGGUGGGGGUUGUUUGCAGAAAGAGGAGGUCAGUAAAGCAGUGGUUGAUGGAGGAGGCAGAGAGCAGUUUUCAACCCUUUUGAAUAUUUCAUAAGGGAGAUCCUCUAACGUCAGGCUACCUGGAUGGACUGAGAGAAAGAGUUGGUGCGAAGGUGUGCAGUUAACUGGCACCAGGACCAGGGGGGAAAUGGGAGAGCGGCGUAGUUGAGAAGAGGAUUUUUUUUCCCUGUGUGACCCUGUCGUAGAGCCUCACAUAAAGAAAAGAUCUGCAAGAAGGCACUGGGGAUGAACCAAAAACAAAGGGAAAGAAAGGGGGCUCAACUACUGGCUGGCCAUUCCUGAAACCUGUGAAAAACAGGAUAAGGAAGGAGGAUCCCAUUUCUGGGUGAAAGUCUGUGUGAACGGCUGCUUCAGUCUGUCUUGCAAUCUUUCAACAGAUGAAAACUUAUCUGAUUCUUCACUGAAAACGAGGAAUCAACUUUACAUGAAAGACAGGUUGGUCAGAAUUUGACAGAGGAAUUACAGUCUCCCAAACGGGAGCCAACUCCAUCCUGCAGGUAUGUCGUCCAACGAGCUGAGCGUGGAAAUGGACUCAUGCAUUCGGACAUUCAAGGAGCACAUGCACCUGGAGCUGGAGCCCCCAAAGAUGCCGGGCGUGGUGGGAGGCAAGAGAGGAGCAACGUCUCCCAAACUGUCCCCGAGAAGCUCCCCGCGGCUCUUCCGUAAGCUGAUGGUAAACAAGAGCAUCCGACAGAGGCGGCGCUUCACCGUGGCUCACACCUGUUUUGAUGUGGAGAAUGGCCCAUCAGCUAGUUGCAGCCCAUUGGACCCCCAGGCGUCUCCCGGCUCGGGUCUGGUGCUCCACACCAACUUCCCGGGACAUAACCAGCGCCGGGAGUCCUUCCUGUAUCGCUCUGACAGCGACUAUGAGCUUUCCCCCAAGUCCAUGUCACGAAACUCCUCCAUCGCCUCUGAAUUACAUGGCGAUGACCUGAUUGUAACUCCAUUUGCUCAGGUUUUGGCAAGCCUUCGAAGUGUGAGGAAUAACUUCACUGUUCUGACAAAUGUCCAGUGUGCCUCCAGCAAGAGGUCUCCAGCAGCAACCACUCAGCCUCCAAUCACCAGAGUUUGUCUGCCUGAUGAGGCGUACCAGAAGCUGGCCAUGGAGACAAUGGAGGAGUUGGACUGGUGUCUUGACCAGCUGGAGACCAUCCAGACGUACCGGUCUGUCAGCGACAUGGCCUCCAAUAAGUUUAAGAGAAUGUUGAAUCGGGAGCUGACACACCUAUCCGAGAUGAGUCGGUCUGGGAAUCAGGUUUCCGAAUUCAUCUCCAACACCUUCCUAGAUAAACAGAAUGAGGUGGAGAUCCCUUCGCCAACAUCCAAAACGCGAGAGAAGAAGAAACAACAGAAACAGCAGCUGAUGACGCAGAUCAGCGGGGUUAAGAAGGUUUCCCACGGAUCGUCACUCUCCAACAGCAGCAUAUCGCGUUUUGGCGUCAAGACCGAUAAAGAGGAGCAGCUGUCCAAGGAGCUGGAGGACCUGAACAAAUGGGGUCUAAACAUCUUCACAGUUUCAGAAUACUCCAACAACCGACCUCUGACCUGCAUCAUGUACGCCAUAUUCCAGGAGCGAGAUCUGCUAAAGACGUUCAAGAUUCCAGCUGAUACGUUUGUGGCCUACAUGAUGACAUUAGAGGAUCAUUAUCAUGCAGAUGUGGCUUACCAUAACAGUUUGCACGCUGCUGACGUAGCCCAGUCAACGCACAUCCUUCUCUCUACACCCGCCUUGGAUGCGGUCUUCACAGAUCUUGAGAUCCUAGCGGCCAUCUUUGCUGCAGCAAUUCAUGAUGUCGAUCAUCCUGGAGUAUCAAACCAAUUCUUAAUCAAUACCAAUUCUGAGCUGGCCCUGAUGUACAACGAUGAGUCUGUGCUGGAGAACCAUCAUUUGGCUGUGGGCUUCAAGCUGCUACAGGAAGACAAUUGUGACAUCUUCCAGAACCUCACAAAGAAGCAGAGACAGUCCCUCCGCAAAAUGGUCAUUGACAUGGUUUUGGCUACUGACAUGUCCAAACACAUGAGUCUGUUAGCUGAUCUGAAGACUAUGGUCGAAACCAAGAAAGUGACCAGCUCUGGAGUGCUGCUGCUAGACAAUUACACAGACAGAAUACAGGUGCUGCGAAACAUGGUACACUGUGCUGAUCUGAGCAACCCCACAAAGUCGUUGGAGCUCUACCGUCAGUGGACUGACCGGAUAAUGGAGGAGUUCUUCCACCAGGGAGACAGAGAGAGGGAGAGGGGGAUGGAGAUCAGCCCCAUGUGUGAUAAGCACACAGCCUCUGUGGAAAAGAGCCAGGUGGGUUUUAUUGACUACAUCGUGCACCCCCUGUGGGAGACCUGGGCCGAUUUGGUUCACCCUGACGCUCAGGACAUUCUGGACACCUUAGAGGACAACAGAAACUGGUACCAGAGCAUGAUUCCCCAAAGUCCCUCACCGCCCUUUUAUGAUCAGGGCACACAUGGACACAGUGGAGGCACAGGAGGACAAGGAGGAGGGGAGAAAUUUCAAUUUGACUUGACAUUGGAGGAGGAAGACAUGGACGGGAUGGAAAAAGACUGUGAUGGGGAGGAUGAGGAAGGAGAAGAGGAAGAAAUAGAAGUGGAGGAUAGUCUUGUAAAUUCGCGCUUGCCUCCUCCAGACUAUUUGGACAGUCAGGCGGAGGAAGAAGACGGCAUGGUUGAGCCAAUGACGGCAAUAGAGAUUGUGACACAUGAAGCCUCACCCACAGACACAUAGGGCUUCCAGCAACAGGCUCUCAUGGUGGUUUGAAAGUUUUUUGAAAAGAGGGGGAAUACCCUCUUGCAGCUGUGCUUUUUAAUAAGCCCACAGAAGCAAAGGCUUAGUUUAGGCCCGCACAGGGGCAACUUGCACUUGGGUGUUUGAAGCCAGACACAGAUGGACAGUUUCACAGAGGUGGCUUCAGAGUUCUCAGGAAUUAUUUGCUGCGAACAUUUUAGUCUCGAUGGACGAGAGAGGAACUUGAAGGACUUCAGCCAGUUUAGAAAUUGGCUAAUUUUCUUUUCUGGACUGGCAUUAUAUGGACAAUGACACUACUGAGAGAAGUUUUGUACCUUAAGAUGUUUUUUUUCUACAGAUAUAAGAUCUUGAAGUAGCAUAGAGUAAGAUCUACUGAUGGAGACACAUUUGUAUAGUAAGAGAAAGUGUUUACUUAUUUCUGUACCAUUUGUCAAAGGACUUUUUGUGUGCCUUUUUUACAACUGUCUUUAUAAUAGUUUUUUAUUUAUUGAACACACUAGUGUUUGUGAAAGGCUUUUAUUUCCUUUAUGACAAAAAAAGAGAAAAAAAUGUUUUUGUAUGGUAAAGAGCAAAGUCUUCCACAUACUGGGCAAUAGAGAAAUCCAAGCAAAUGUUGACAAACAGUUCUUAGUCUCAUCUACAGUUAAUGGGAAAAUGUACACCAGAAUCACUCAAUAUGAUUUCUAUCUGAGCACCGACAGUCUAGACAUACUAUGUUCAGAUAUGGUUCAUGUUACAAAUUUGAUAAGUUGCUUUUUGUAUCAGUCAAUGAAUGUCAAUAUUACACAUUAACACAUGUCUUUCCAUCCUACACCUUUUGUUUUUGGUGAGCUGCAAACCAUUGAGCUUUCCUUCUGUUUCUUUCUUCCCAUAGCUUCAAAUUUUUAGGUAUUCUUUCAAUUUCUAUAUAGUUUAAGAAAAUAUUUUGGUCUAGUUUGAUCUCUUAUUUUCAGAUUUUAAGAGCAGAUAUGCAAUCAAUGAUGAAACAAAUGUCUCUUGACAUCCAGCUGCUUGGAUCAAGGGUAAAAUAGAAAAAUAAGUCGGCCAAGGACAAAAUGCACAACAGUGGUGAGUCUAUUUUUAGCUUCCAGGUAUGCUCCAGUCCUAAUAAUCCUGUUAGUCGAAAGAGGUUCAGAACCCAGAUCUGUCUGAUGUAACGCUCCCCUGCAUUUCCUGCAAUCAGGACCAGACCAGAUGAUUAAAGCCGCAAUUACAGUAACCUGUCUAAAACACACUGAUGGACAGAAUUCACAUGGCUUACACACCCUCCAGGCUCUGGCACAAUGACCCUGAAAAGUCAGGACAAGUAUUCCUUCCUCGUGAUAAAAAUCUACUCAUUGACGUCAGCUGGCUUCCCGGCAGGGUAGUUGAAUUCCAUGCAACGCAGCAAAGCUUUGGAACUGUAAAGAAAUUAGAAAUCGCCCUGAAAGCUUAAAAAUGGUUUGCAGACCUUCCUACAUCUGAUCAUAAUGAGUGUCCUACCUGCAUUAAUAUCCUUACAUAACUUUGAUAUAGGUUUACUGAUACUCAAAGGUACUUAGUUUAAUUUCCCUUAAAGCAUGCUUAAGUGGCAAUUAUUUGUGUGUGGUAUGUAUGUUUUAUAUGGGAGUGUGUUGUCUGUGUGUGUUUGGAUCAGACCUUACCAUCCCCAAGUCACUCCACAAAUUUGCUGUUUGUCGCUAUGAGCUCAAGUUGGUCCUUUUUGCUGUUUAUAACAGUGUGUAUUUAUUCUCUACUUUACGCUUGUAAAUAAGAAAUACUGGUUUAGUGUAAAAUCUAUUUUAAUUUAUAUGCACUUGCAUUACCUGGAAGUGGUGGUGUCUAAUGUGUAGAAGACUCUGGAGUGGAGUCUUUUUUUAUAUAAAUGUAUAUUGUUUUUAUAUAAAUAUAUCUAUAUAUAAAUAUAUCUAAGAAUAUAUUCGCACAAAGUUUCGAGUGCCCAGCAGAGCAGCAGCUAAAGAGGCUUGUUGUUGUCAUAUAAAACCCUUGAAACUACAUUUUUUGUUACAUAAAAGCUACAUUUGUUUUACAUAAUUAAAAAAAAAGUAUUGUUAAUGAUGCACAAACAUAAACCAAAACUGUUCUUGAAUUUCAUAAAUAUAAUAAAUUCAACAGAGAACCCUAUAUUUUAUUUUGCUUUAAAUCAAAGCCUGAUUCUAGUUAAUUAUCUUGGGUUACAAGGCUUUUAUUUGACAUCAGCAAUUUGAUAACCAAAAGGCCAUAUGGAGGACAUUUUAAACUUUAUAGGCUUGGAGAUAGGAUACAUACAAGUUAGCUAAAUAAUACUGAAGCAUAGGUGUUGCUAAGUUCCAGAGUACACAUAGCUUAAUUUUCUCAGAGUUGACAGCUUAAGUAAACCAGGCAGAUGUUUGACUGACAAACACAAAGUCAUCAUUUCUUUCUCCACUCAACGCACUUCACCUAAAGUAGGGGACAUUAUCAGUAGCAUACUACAAUAUGCCCAGCACUGAUUGUUCUGAGUUGACAACAAAUCCUGAUCUUAUGUAACUGACUGUGCUAAUGUGUGAACUCUUCUGACCAAACGUGUUAGCAGUUUUGACAGACAAAUUUGUCAGUAUUAAUGUUAUCUAUGUUCAAGCUUUUUUGGUCCUAGUUGUGUCCAAAUGGUUAGCCAGAUUUAGCACUAUCUGCAUGAGAGAUGGGUUCUUUUAUUUUUUAUUGUUCAUCUGUUGAAGUCCACCACUUGUUGGUGGGUUGAUAAAUGUUUCACACAAUGUAUGGUAUGAUAUUGUAUAUUGUGUUUAAAAAUAAAUCUGAAAUACUUUUUUAUCAAGUGAUUAAAAGCAAAGCAUGAAUAUA
Messenger RNA from Xiphophorus maculatus (southern platyfish), 5788 nucleotides. RefSeq names its product cAMP-specific 3',5'-cyclic phosphodiesterase 4B-like (gene pde4ba). The transcript has 14 exons. The record is from RefSeq and is a predicted model, not a curated record. Lineage: Eukaryota; Metazoa; Chordata; Actinopteri; Cyprinodontiformes; Poeciliidae. Gene Ontology annotation, cellular component: cytosol; nucleus; perinuclear region of cytoplasm. Gene Ontology annotation, biological process: signal transduction. Gene Ontology annotation, molecular function: transmembrane transporter binding; 3',5'-cyclic-AMP phosphodiesterase activity. Bases 710 to 2947 code for a protein of 745 amino acids.